Homalodisca vitripennis (glassy-winged sharpshooter) is the source of this 1439-nucleotide messenger RNA. It is a transcript of the gene eIF2beta, whose product is annotated as eukaryotic translation initiation factor 2 subunit 2. Lineage: Eukaryota; Metazoa; Arthropoda; Insecta; Hemiptera; Cicadellidae. Gene Ontology annotation, cellular component: eukaryotic translation initiation factor 2 complex. Gene Ontology annotation, molecular function: mRNA binding; translation initiation factor activity; translation initiation factor binding. Gene Ontology annotation, biological process: formation of translation preinitiation complex; formation of cytoplasmic translation initiation complex; translational initiation. The transcript is spliced from 8 exons. Bases 167 to 1189 code for a protein of 340 amino acids. The record is from RefSeq and is a predicted model, not a curated record.
CGAUUUAUGAGAUUCUCCCAUUCUCCUUGUUUCACGAAUGGCUGAUGUAAUAGUGUCUGGUGUUUUAAUGAAUGAAUAAAUGUCACAUUUGGUUGUUAUAUUUUAAAUUUAUAAAAAAUAUACAGAUUCAUUUAUAAAAAAAGUGUAAAAACAUUUCUGUGUAAAAAUGACGGAAGAAGAAUCAAUUUUUGAUCCUACCCUCAAAAAAAAGAAAAAGAAAAAGAAGACAACAUUUGAUAUGGAGUCUGCCAUGGCAGAAGGGACCGGAGCAGAUGGCGAUGGUGUCGAUCCUAGUGCUACCGAUAAGGAGAACCAGGAACCGGCAAAGGUGGACAAUGAUAUGGAUGUUGAUGAUGGAAAUCUUGACUUAGAAAAUUUUGGAAAAAAGAAAAAAAAGAAGAAAAAGGCAGCUUUUAAUUUAGAGGAACUGGAUGGAGCACUUCCUGAUGGCACAGCCAGCAAGAAGGAUGACACUACUGAGGGUGUAGUGGAUGAUGAAAAUGCAAUGGAGGACAACUUUUCAUUAGAAAUCGAUUUUUCAAUGACAAAAAAGAAGAAAAAGAAGAAGAAGGAUAUAGACGAACUCGUAGCUGAAGAGGAAAAAGAAAAAGAGCAAAUGGAUAAAGACCAUGGCUGCGCUGAAACUGAACGUAAACUGGAGCCGGCAGAAGAUGACAGUCAGACGUGGGCCGGCUCAGACCGGGACUACACAUACGACGAGCUACUCACUCGUGUGUUUGACAUCAUGAGAGAUAAGAACCCAGACAUGGUUGCUGGCAAGAAGCAGAAGUUCGUCAUGAGGCCUCCACAAGUCGUGCGUAUCGGCACCAAGAAAACCUCUUUUGCCAAUUUCACAGAAAUAUGUAAAACGUUACAUCGGCAGCCAAAACAUCUGCUAGAUUUCCUACUCGCUGAGUUGGGGACAAGUGGCUCUGUGGAUGGCAACAGCCAACUGAUCAUCAAGGGUCGGUUCCAGCAGAAGCAGAUAGAGAAUGUGCUAAGGCGGUAUAUCAAGGAAUAUGUAACCUGCCAUACGUGCCGCUCACCUGACACCAUCCUGCAGAAGGAUACCAGGCUGUUCUUCCUGCAGUGCGAAACUUGUGGGUCACGGUGUUCUGUCGCGAGCAUCAAGUCUGGUUUCCAGGCCGUCACUGGAAAGCGUGCUGCGAUCCGAGCGAAGACUGCCUGAUCUCGAACUGGAUAAUUAUGUUGAUACUUGUGGGAUAAUAUUAAAUAUUACAGGCAAAUGUAAAUUUGUAAUAAUUAUGUUUCUAAACACCCUGAAAACCCUGCUCGCACUAGUGGUCGCUGUAUGCUGAAUGUUAUUUAUAGAACUUCAUAUAUACUGUUUGUCAAUGCAACUUUGUUUUGUAUUUAUAUAAUAAAUUAUAAAAUCGUAAUGUAUAAAUUAAUAAGUGAAUACACGUUUUGGUAACGAU